Molecule: messenger RNA, 780 nt
Organism: Closterium sp. NIES-65
Lineage: Eukaryota; Viridiplantae; Streptophyta; Zygnematophyceae; Desmidiales; Closteriaceae
Source: the annotation of a GenBank genome assembly
AUGCCUUUCAGAGCUAUACUCAUAUUCCACAUCCCUCCCUCUCCACCUCCCCCCCUCCCCCACCCCCUCCCCUCCCUUCCCUCUCGCUCCUCCCCUUUCCCCCCUCCCCUCCGCCUCUCCCCCACCCUCCAGGCUCGACCACUGUUCAAAGACCGGCGGAAGUUUCCAGCCAUGGCGGAUCCUGGCUUGAGGGGGCGCUACCCGAUGCGAGGGUUGUAUCAGGCGCUCGCAGUGGCGGCGAUGUGCUUGCAGGAGCAGGCAGCUCAGCGACCCAUGAUUGGCGAUGUGGUUACCGCAUUGAGCUACCUCGCCAACCAGCCGUUUGACCCGGAUAAGGUCACUAGGCCGCCACCUGGCACGCCGCAGCACAACCCAAUGGACCGCCGGAGCAACUCCAGCGGAGGCGGGGGAGGGGGCGAGCGCAAGGGCUCGCGCUCCCCCGCCCCCCACCACCACGGGGGGGUGAGACGCUCCGCACUCUCCCCCAUGCAAUCACCUGAUGUGAGGCACAUGCACCACCACCACGUGAACCACCACCGGUUCUCGGAACGGGGCGAGGAGGAAGGAGGGGGAGGGUCUGUGGGUGCUGCUGCUGGGUCGGCUAGUCCAAUGAGAGUGAGGGGUGGAGGGGGGUACAGAGAGGGGCCGGUGGGGUAUAGGGAGAGUCCGGGGCAUGGCGGGGUGGGGAGUGGAGGCAGGACGCCGAAGAACCAGAAGGGGUAUGGGGAGAAUUGGAGGGCGCGAGGGGAGGAGAGAGUGGGAGGAGAAGAGGGUAGAUGA